This is a messenger RNA of Pyrus x bretschneideri (Chinese white pear), 1445 nucleotides long. Its product is annotated as general transcription and DNA repair factor IIH subunit TFB4. The record is from RefSeq and is a predicted model, not a curated record. NCBI's taxonomy places the organism in Eukaryota, Viridiplantae, Streptophyta, Magnoliopsida, Rosales, Rosaceae. Gene Ontology annotation, cellular component: transcription factor TFIIH core complex; transcription factor TFIIH holo complex. The transcript is spliced from 12 exons. Gene Ontology annotation, biological process: nucleotide-excision repair; regulation of DNA-templated transcription. The coding region runs from base 164 to 1057 and encodes 297 amino acids.
GCGACGCCGAGUUCUGGUUAAGUAUUCAGCCAAAACUUGACAAGCGGCGUCGUUCCACCGCAAGCUCCGGCGCGAGGAAUUAACCAAUAACAUAACAUCUCUGAUCACUGACCAGUGCUCAUCGAGCAGUUCAGAAACGCCCACAUCACAUCACAACUCAGCUAUGGCUUCGGCCCCUUCGAAGCUCUACGCCGACGAUGUGAGCCUUCUGAUGGUUUUGCUGGACACGAACCCUUUCUUCUGGAGCUCAUCCAAUCUCCCGUUCUCCAAGUUUCUCCCCCACGUACUUACGUUUCUGAACUCGAUUCUGCUGCUCAAUCAACUCAACCAGGUGGUCGUUAUUGCCACCGGGUACAAUUCCUGCAGCUACAUCUACGAUUCUUCUUCGGACUCGAACCAGGGCUCUGAUCAUGGAAGAAUAAUGCCUGCGCGGUGCUCUAACUUGUUGCAGAAGCUGGAGGAAUUCGUGAUCAAAGACGAGCAAUUGUUCAAAGAAGGGUCGAGAGAAGGGAUUUCUUCUUCUCUGCUAUCCGGGUCUUUAUCAAUGGCUCUUUGUUAUAUACAGAGAGUUUUUCGAUCAGGGCCACUUCAUCCUCAACCUCGGAUUUUAUGCUUGCAGGGAUCAUCGGAUGGACCUGAACAAUAUGUUGCAAUCAUGAAUUCAAUAUUUUCUGCACAGCGUUCUAUGGUUCCUAUAGAUUCUUGCUAUAUGGGAUCGAGCAACUCUGCCUUCCUACAGCAGGCUUCAUAUAUUACUGGUGGUGUGUAUCUGAAGCCCCAACAACCAAAUGGACUGUUUCAGUAUCUCUCGACAGUAUUUGCAACUGAUUUGCAUUCUCGAGCAUUUUUACAGCUUCCUAAGUCUCUCGGUGUGGAUUUUCGUGCCUCGUGUUUUUGCCAUAAGAAGACAAUAGACAUGGGCUACAUUUGUUCUGUGUGCUUGUCCAUUUUUUGUAAGCAUCACAAGAAAUGUUCAACUUGUGGGUCAGUAUUUGGUCAAGCCCAGUUAGAUGCUUCCUCAACAUCCAACAGGAAAAGAAAGACGCCAGAGACAUAAUGUUAGUUCUCUAAAGCAUACUUGAUAUUUAUGCAGUGAGUUCUAUCCAUCUGGUGUUUGUUUUGUGAAAGCCGUCUGGGAACCAGUUUUGCCGAGAUUCUUGCAUGCCUUCUUGUUGUAGAAUUUGGCCACCAUAGCGAAUUGCAUCACCGUGUUUUGUGAUGCCAAACUGCAGCAUUUUUGUGGAGAGAAAUCUGGCAGGGCUGAUUAUACAACUUAUGGCGAGCUGAUAGUGGUUAAGAUUCUUUAAACUUUCUUCUUGUGUUCUUAAAGUAGUCAUUUGCGCGCCAGAAAGAGCGGUGCAUGCUUGUCCCGAAUGAUUAUAUGAUGCUCAACAACACAUAAGAAACUACAAAUUGCAUUCUAUACACUUGUUUUUUGUUCUUUA